UAAGUUUCUACAUUUGGCGCUGUGAUCCAACUCAUCUCCCCAUCCCCGCAGAGAAACCUGGGACCAUGAGGAGCAGCCUGACCCUGCUGGGGACCCUCUGGGCCUUUCUGUCCCUUGUUACUGCUGUGGCCAGUUCUACCAGUUACUUCCUGCCUUACUGGCUCUUUGGAUCCCAGCUGGGGAAGCCAGUGUCAUUCAGCACAUUCCGGAGGUGCAACUACCCUGUGAGGGGAGAGGGGCAGAGUCUGAUCAUGGUGGAAGAGUGUGGGCGCUAUGCCAGCUUCAAUGCCAUCCCAAGCCUGGCCUGGCAGAUGUGCACAGUGGUGACAGGUGCCGGCUGUGCUCUGCUGCUCCUGGUGGCACUGACUGCUGUCCUAGGCUGCUGCAUGGAGGAACUCAUCUCCAGAAUGAUGGGACGUUGCAUGGGAGCCGCACAGUUUGUGGGAGGACUGCUGAUAAGCUCAGGCUGUGCAUUAUACCCCUUAGGAUGGAAUAGCCCGGAGAUAAUGCAAACAUGUGGGAAUGUCUCCAAUCAAUUUCAGUUAGGUACCUGUCGGCUUGGCUGGGCGUAUUACUGUGCUGGAGGUGGCGCAGCUGCAACCAUGUUGAUCUGCACCUGGCUCUCUUGCUUUGCUGGAAGACACCCCAAGCCUGUCAUGUUGGUGGAGAGCAUCAUGAGGAACACCAAUUCUUAUGCCAUGGAGCUUGACCACUGCCUCAAACCUUGAGCUUUAGCAGAAGAUUGGAGAGGCAUGUUGAUCUGCACCUGGCUCUCUUGCUUUGCUGGAAGAUACCCCAAGCCUGUCAUGUUGGUGGAGAGCAUCAUGA
This is a messenger RNA of Balaenoptera ricei (Rice's whale), 828 nucleotides long. It is a transcript of the gene LHFPL1, whose product is annotated as LHFPL tetraspan subfamily member 1. The transcript is spliced from 3 exons. The coding region runs from base 66 to 728 and encodes 220 amino acids. Gene Ontology annotation, cellular component: membrane. The record is from RefSeq and is a predicted model, not a curated record. NCBI's taxonomy places the organism in Eukaryota, Metazoa, Chordata, Mammalia, Artiodactyla, Balaenopteridae.